This is a messenger RNA of Peniophora sp. CBMAI 1063, 867 nucleotides long. NCBI's taxonomy places the organism in Eukaryota, Fungi, Basidiomycota, Agaricomycetes, Russulales, Peniophoraceae. The record is from the annotation of a GenBank genome assembly.
AUGCAUCGUCCACUCUACUCCGGCGGCGGUUAUCGCUCAAUGGCGCAUCCAGUUCGUCGUACAUUCACCGAGUCACAACGUCAGUCGGCCAACUACGAAGGCUACACUAUGGACCACACACGACCGAUGACGUCUGCGGGGCGAACGCGGCUUACAGCUUCGGAUCGUCUUCUCGAUGUUGACGUCUCUCAACUGGAUCGGAUAGUUGCCGCUGUUCUUGCUUUUCGUGGUGACGCUGAACCUGGUCCCGCGCUGCAAGGCUUGGACGGCGCCCUAAACAGGACGGGGUGGGAAUGGACAGACCACUACCUCUCCCGAGCCAGUACAGUAGAGCCACUCAUCGCGCAAUACCAGCCCGUCACUUCCGUUGCGCCUUCGACGUCAUCCGGACAUUUCACACCAGAUAAAUCUCGUCGCGAUCUUGCCCAAAUAGGUCCUUCAACAUCGAGGCUGAAGCGCAAGGCAGAGGCGUCCGUAGUUGAGGUUGUUCUCCCUAGGUCCAAGCGCCCCGCAAAGGAUAUUACCUAUGUGGAUAUCGAAUCAGAAGUUGACACAGAUACGGAUGGUGACUUCAAUGACCCUCAGCAUGCAGCUCGGCGCGGCGGCCCUCGAACUUGUAACCCAGUGACGGUGGAAGACCGCCAGCAGAUGGCAGAGUGGGUUUAUACGCACGAAGAAGGAUGGAGUGAUGUGGGCCAGGAUGCGCGUUGGAAAGGCUUUGAAUUGGAGCACACACGCAGGACCUCCACAGGAUGGGCGUCAGCGUACAAACGGUGGAAAAAUGAUGUUGAUUCUCGAGUGGAUGAGUUGAAGAAAGAACGCAAGCGCACUCUGAAAGUGGAGGAUUCGCUAGAUCCGAAUCAGUAA